GCCGUCUCUCUCUCUAUCUCUCUCCCAUUAUCUCUCUCUCAAUCUCUCCCGUCUCUCUCCCUAAAAUCUUCCUUUUCAAGGAAAAUGACUGUUUUAAGAUCUCGUGAAGUAGUUGUAUCCUCUUCAAUUAAGCCUCACUCUCCAAGAAAACCCACUUCUUCAAUGGAACCAAUCACUCCAUCAUCAGCAAAAUCCAUCGAUUCUUCUCAUGAUCCCAAACCACCUCUCAACUCGUCGGGAGAUCUCAAUCUAGGGUUAACUCUUACACCUCCCAGAAACUCCAUCAGACGAAGCCCUAGACUUGCCGCAUCUUCCAAUUCCAUCAAUGAUCUCUCCACCAAUCGGAAAAGGAAACGCCUCCCUUCUCAAUCAGGUAAAGACGCCUAUAUCGUUGUCGACGGUCUUCAGAUGAACGUCGUACAGACGGAGAAUGGUAUUACUGGGGAAAUUGGCGACGAUGAGAAAGAAAUUGAUGUUGCAGAAGGAGAAUCGGAUGCAAAAUUGGGUUUAAAAGAAUUGGAUGGUGAUGGUAGUAGUACUACUCAUGUUGAAACUAGGAAGAGAUUCAGCAGCCGUGAGAAGGGUAAAGGAAAAAUGGUAGAUUUGGGUUCAGGUAAUUUUGGUACUGAUGUAGAGAAACAGGGUGUAGAUAGUGAACUUGGUAUAGGUAUAGAUAGAAACACUGACCCUAUUAUCCAAGAUCAGCCACCAUCUCAUCUGGCUGAUCAUAAAUCAGUGAAGUCACCCGAUAAAGAAAUGCUUGUUUUAGGGAUUGGAGCAGGUAAUGAAAUUGUUAGGAAACAGAGGGGUUAUAGAGAAGCUUUUCGAGUUGUUGCCAAGAAAAAUGCACAACGGUUUGCUCUAUUUUCAUCAGAAGAGGGACAUGUAAAUGCUGAUGAUGCAAGUGUAGUUGCAACAGGCAAAAAUGAUAAGGAGAAAGAAGAUUGGCCUGGUCCUUUCUCAACUGCUAUGAAGAUUAUUAAGGACCGGGAAGCGAAUGCCAAUCUUCCACGGAAGGAUAUCAAUUUACAGAAAAAUGAUAUUGCAUGGAUUCCAAAGAAAGAUCAGAAUUGUGGUGGCAUUAAAGGGCCAGUCCCGUCGCUGCAAGAGAUAUGCACACGUAUCCUUGCCAAAAAUGCAAGCUCCAUUACAUCGCUUGAAGGCGUUCCUGAUGUACUAAGACACAACCUCGGUCAUUUGCUUACUGAUUCAAGGGCGAUGGAUGCUCAUUAUCUAGAACUUCUGACCCGUGGAUCUCCAACGGAGAUACGAGUAAAGGACUGCUCAUGGUUAACAGAGGAAGAAUUUAUUAGGGUUUUUGAAGGGUGCAACACAAGUUCCUUAAAUGUACUGCAACUUGACCAAUGUGGACGCUGUUUGACAGAUUACAAUCUGCCUUCCCUUUUUGGACAAACGUCUAAGAGUCUUCCUGCACUAUCAGCUAUGUCAUUGAAGGGUGCAUGCCGAUUGUCAGAUGCUGGGUUAGGUGCACUUGUUUCUGCUACGCCUGAAUUAAGAUCCAUAAAUCUGAGUCAGUGUUCUCUUCUUACCUGUGAUAGUAUCUUCAGUUUAGCUGAAUCUGUCCAAGGUCUGAGAGAAUUGUAUCUGGAUGAUUGCGAAACCAUUGAUACUACCCUUAUUCUACCUGCACUAUUGAACCUAGACCAUUUGGAAGUGCUGUCUCUAGCUGCAAUGCCACGUGUGUCUGAUGAUUUCAUCAGUGAUUUUAUAACUGUACGUGGACCAAAUAUCAAGGAGCUUACACUAAGUAAUUGCCUGCAAUUGACUGAUUCUUCUAUUAAAGUUAUUGGAGAAAAUUGUCCAGGUUUACUCUCCCUAGAUCUUGUUAACUUGCGGAAGUUGACUGAUAGUUCAAUUGGGUAUCUUGCAAAUGGCUGCCGGACAAUUCAAACACUAAAACUUUGCCGGAACUCAUUCAGUGAUGAAGGUAUUGCUGCAUAUCUAGAAGCAUCUGGAAGGUCUCUGACAGAAUUGUCGCUCAAUAACAUUAAUCAGGUUGGUAAGAGCACAGCUAUAUCAGUUGCGAAAUGUUGUAGAGAGUUAGUUAGCCUAGAUUUGUCUUGGUGCCGUAAAAUGGCAGAUGAGGCUGUUGGAUUGAUAGUAGAUAGCUGCUUAUCAUUGAAAGUGCUCAGAUUGUUUGGAUGCACCCAGAUAUCAGAUGUGUUUGUGAAUGGACACUCGAAUAGAGAAUUGCAAAUAAUCGGAUUGAAUAUGAUGCCUGUAUUGAAGCAUAUUAAUUUGCCCAAUACUUCGGAAGGAGCUUUGCGAUAUUGAUUGAUGGUGAGGAUGCUCUCGACAUUAAAACAAAGGUUAUUAUAUUUAGGAAACUGACUGAUCAGAGUCUCAAAAGAAAACACAUGCUUUUGUUAUUAUACCAUUGCUGCAAAAUUAAUGUAGAAAGUGGAAUCUCUUUAUCUUUUUUCUAGGUUUUCUUCAUAGUAGAUAGUUAUACAACUAACUCAGGAAGGAAAGUCUGGUUUUUUACCAAUAAUACUUUUAUUGGGUCAAAUCAAAACUAUUAUAGUUAGUAUAUUUGGAACUUUGGAUGAAGGCUUUUCCAUUCCAUUUCUAUAAAAUG
This is a messenger RNA of Impatiens glandulifera, 2599 nucleotides long. RefSeq names its product dynein regulatory complex subunit 6. The record is from RefSeq and is a predicted model, not a curated record. The transcript is spliced from 6 exons. Gene Ontology annotation, biological process: SCF-dependent proteasomal ubiquitin-dependent protein catabolic process. Lineage: Eukaryota; Viridiplantae; Streptophyta; Magnoliopsida; Ericales; Balsaminaceae. The coding region runs from base 85 to 2295 and encodes 736 amino acids. Gene Ontology annotation, cellular component: SCF ubiquitin ligase complex.